GGCGGGGCCGGUAGCGGCGGGAGCUGCACUGGCCAGGGGUUCCGGCUGCAUUUCCAUGAGCGCCGCCGGCAGACGCGGAGCUGUGGGAACCGGGCUCGGGGCGAGCCGGGCCGCGGCAGUCAACCACGCGCAGUAGGGGCUCAUUAUGUUCGACAAAGGAGCAUCUGGCGUGGGCCAGGAGAACAGCUGUCCGGUUGAACAGAACCUGACCAUCCGAUCUUUUCAGCUUUUGGGUUAACUUGAAUAAGAGAUCUGAGCGGCCCCACGGGACAAGUCUUCAACGAGAGUUUAUAUUCUCAGUAGAGAGGCACGAGGGACAUAGAUCAAGAUGAACGCCAUGCUAGAGACGCCCGAGCUCCCAGCCGUGUUCGACGGGGUGAAGCUGGCUGCUGUGGCCGCCGUGCUGUACGUGAUCGUCCGGUGUUUGAAUCUGAAGAGCCCCACAGCCCCGCCCGACCUCUACUUCCAGGACUCGGGGCUCUCGCGCUUUCUGCUCAAGUCCUGUCCUCUUCUGACCAAAGAAUACAUUCCACCGUUGAUCUGGGGGAAAAGUGGACACAUCCAAACAGCCUUGUAUGGGAAGAUGGGAAGGGUGAGGUCGCCACACCCCUAUGGGCACCGCAAGUUCAUCACCAUGUCCGAUGGAGCCACUUCGACCUUCGACCUCUUUGAGCCCUUGGCCGAGCACUGCGUUGGAGAUGACAUCACCAUGGUCAUCUGCCCUGGAAUUGCCAAUCACAGUGAGAAGCAGUACAUCCGCACCUUUGUCGACUACGCCCAGAAAAAUGGCUACCGGUGCGCCGUGCUCAACCACCUUGGCGCCUUGCCCAACAUCGAGCUGACCUCACCGCGCAUGUUCACCUACGGCUGCACCUGGGAAUUCGGAGCCAUGGUCAACUACAUCAAGAAGACCUAUCCGCAGACCCAGCUGGUCGUCGUGGGCUUUAGCCUGGGCGGGAACAUCGUGUGCAAAUACCUGGGAGAGACCCAGGCAAACCAAGAGAAGGUCCUAUGCUGCGUCAGCGUGUGCCAGGGCUACAGCGCUCUGAGGCUUGAGGGCGAUGAGCCUUUUCAGCACUGGGACGAUGACAGCCAUGUUUCCUCUACGACGAGGUGGAGCAGGGAGGGCUCUCUGCCUCCGCAGGGGCCGCACGGGACUCUAUGCUGCUGGGCCCAGGAGACCUUCAUGCAGUGGGACCAGUGCCGCCGCUUCUACAACUUCCUCAUGGCCGACAACAUGAAGAAGAUCAUCCUCUCGCACAGGCAAGCUCUCUUCGGAGACCACGUUAAGAAACCCCAGAGCCUGGAGGACACAGACUUGAGCCGUCUGUACACAGCCACAUCUCUGAUGCAGAUCGAUGACAACGUGAUGAGGAAGUUCCACGGCUACAGCUCCCUGAAGGAGUAUUACGAGGAGGAGAGCUGCAUGCGGUACCUGCACAGGAUUUAUGUGCCUCUCAUGCUGGUCAACGCAGCUGAUGACCCUUUGGUGCACGAAAGCCUCCUGACCAUUCCAAAAUCUCUCUCGGAGAAACGGGAGAACGUCAUGUUUGUACUGCCUCUGCACGGGGGCCACCUGGGCUUCUUUGAGGGUUCCGUGCUGUUCCCCGAGCCCCUGACGUGGAUGGAUAAGCUGGUGGUGGAGUACGCCAAUGCCAUCUGCCAGUGGGAGCGGAACAAGUCACAGUGCUCAGACACGGAGCAGGUGGAGGCCGACCUGGAGUGAGGCCUCCCGGACUCCGGCGCGCUCCUGGCACCCGCGUCCGUCACCGGCUGUGUCAGGUCCCCUCCGCGUCUCCCUCAGGGACCCGGAUCCGACCUCACACCAUCGGCAGGGACCACCCACCAGGCGCACCCGCGCUGGAGCAGGCGGCCGGUCCCUGGGAGCACCGGGCUAUUUUUGUGCUUAGUUACUGGUUUUCUCCACCGCACUGUUCUCCUCGGCGACUGGCGGCAGGAUUCUCGCCCUCCUGCCCAGUCUCGGCGUUGGAUUGCUUUUAAGCCAAUUCCAUCUAGUUUCCCUAUUAAAAAUGUGUCUGAAGAGCAGUUUUGCGUUGCCGAUCGAAAGGCCUGUCCCCGAGAGCAGUGAAGGGUGUGUGCUAUUUUGCGGUGAUCGUAUGUGUCCUUACGUAGACCCUCAAAAGCGCUCGCCGACCUAAGCCAACGCUGACCGUGCAGGUCGGCAUGGGAGCCCAAGGGCCCGGGCCUCCCGCACUGCAGGCCGGCCUCCCACACGGCCCAGAAAGUCCCCUGGAGUCUCCCUCACAAUCUUCUAGGACAGUCUCCCCACACUUUUGCCGAUGAUGAGAGUUACCGGGGGCACUUGUUAAAAAUUCAGCCUCCCAGGUCCCUCCCCUGGGAGAGGCUGCUCUGGGGGGUCUGGGGAGGGGUCUGGAGAUUUUAAUUCUUGACAGGUGCCCCCAGUGAUCCUCACGACCUGACGAAUUUGGGAAACACUGUUCUGCAGGGCCUUGAAAUUAGAAACAUCUCAGUAGCUCAUUUUAUGGAAAUAUAUAGGUAGACACGUCUCUUAGCUCCUAGGGGCCUCCAAAGCAUCAGUCAAGGCCUGUGUGAUCACAGCCUGAUGGCUCAGGAGGGGGCCUGGUGGGGAGUAAGGUUUGGGCUACACCAAACUCUGCUUUUUCUGGCUACAUGGCCCUGGAAGAGUCCCUUGAACUUGAGUUUCUUCACCUGUAAAACAGGGAACUUGGACCAGGUGGAUUGCCAAGGUCAUUGCCACUUCUAAAGUGCAUGACAAACUCAGCUCACUGAGGCCUGAGAAAGCGUCCCUCCGGGGAGGUCUCCCAUAAAUGUCUUCAUCUGCCUUUUUUUUUUCUGUCGCUCAUUUUCAUAUAAAGAGGUGUUUUGGUUUUUUUUAAACAUUCUAUUAUAAUUUUACUUUUUUAACCCAAGUCUUUCUAGUCCUGGCUUUUGAUACCAAACAAUUCAAAAGCUGGAUCUGAGUUUGGAGAAAGAGCUUUCCAACCAAAAGGGGGUAUUGUUUUGAAAGCAGAUUUUUAAUUUAAUAGCCUAUAUUUAUGGUCUGUUGGAUAGAUCUUUCCAAAGUGUGUCUUUUCAAAUGAAAAUGUUACUCGAGGUUUCAAGUACUCCUUUCCUCUAGUCCUGUGGUACUUGAAUAUCUAAAAACCCUGCACUUUGAAAAAUCGGCAGUUGCUAUCUGGAACUAAAUGGAACUGACAGUGAAAUUGUCUGGAUGCUGUUUUAUUUUGUUUUGUUUUGUUUUGUUUUACUGUCCCUGCUUCGUCUCCCUUGCUCCCGGAGAGAGAGGAUUGUAAAUAGUGGGUCAGUGUGAAUGUUUCAGGGGCAAAGGGAGCCACCUGAGGGCCUAAAUGUGCCCCUCAGGGUUGCAGGUGGAUGUUUUAUGGGCGUCAGUCCAAGGGGCUGUGACAGUCACAUCUGUAACCUGAAGUUGUUUUCUGACAAUCACCGGAUCAUCCUCAUCAAUAACAUCAAAAGCAGCCUCUGUCUCAAAAGGUGGAGGUUUCCGUGGUCUCCACAUUGCGUUGUUGUGAUUUCUCACACAUACCAGAUUCACCGUUGUGACUCCCCCCGCCACUGUUAUUUUUCUAGUGCAUUUCCUGUUCGUGUUCUUUUAGCACAGAUUGGCACUUUAUCGUCUACCCCCUCAAUUUGGAAGCUGGCCCCUUCCCUCUGUCGCUUCCCCCCCACCCAAUAACAGAGCUGUAACCUAGAAGAUUCCCUGUUUCCCACUACUUCCUUUUUUUCUCAAGCAAGACCUUGUGUGAAUUAGGUAAACGAAGCAAUAACUAAGUGGGGCUGAACCACCAUCCCAGGAAGCAAAACGUACCUUUGCCUUAGGUCACGUCUCUUGACCCGCACUGACAAAGCAGUGGCCAGGUGCCAGCUCCAUUCAGGAAGAGAAAAGACACCAGUCCGGGAGGGGACCCAGAAGUCCCUGGGGCCCCCUGGAGUUGAGGCAGAGGUUGGGCCCUGGCCUUGGUCGCCACACGGCCGGAAUUUACCCCAGAGGACCGUGGGGGCCGUGCCCCAGCUGAAGCCUCUCUGUGUGUGUGACUCUGAAUGGCAGUCACAUUCCAUUUUGGCUCACAUGAGAUCAACUGAAGCCCUUUGUUCCGGCUUCAGGCUCUCGGGCCUGGAAACGAGAAUGUGACCGUGGCAGUCUUACAGGAAAAUUCUUGUUUGCCCCUGAAUGAGAGCACAGAGGCAUUGAAUUUACAGAGAUGCAAACCUGCCUAAUAGACAAGAGAGCAGCGUUUUAUAUGUAGGUCAGCCUUUUCCUUCCUCCAGCUUUCUUUUUGCUUGUCUUCCUGAAGUCAUUCAUUGCUGAUGAUAAUGAGGGUGCUCUCCUGGCUGUGGGGGUCCUGUGUGGCUUCAAACAAGGCCAAAUGUCCAAAUAGCAUUUGAAUACUGUAUCUGAAAAUCAGAAUAAAGAUAGGAGCAUAGACCUAGGCCGUCCUAUUGCAGGGACGACACCUGAAACACCAUGGAGGAGAAGCACCCGCGUUUCCGCUGUCCUCUGGGCCUCUUAAAGGGUUAGAGGACAGCCCGGGAGCAACGGAUCCCAGACAGAUUAAGGUUAUCUGGAAAACGGUGUCAUGUCCCUGUGCUACAUCGUGUGACAAGGGGGUAGUUCAGGGAAAGCUCUCUGCCGUGAGUUUGUACCCGUGAUCCCAGAGCGAGAGGAAGCAGGAAGUGUUCUGUUGUCCCCGUGUCUGCACCUCUCUGACGCUUGCAGGGGACCCUGUGACACACCGUAACUGGUGAAAUAGGCCGUAAAGAGGAGCAUUCCCUUUCUUGACCUGGUGGUAGGGGACCAGGGUCCAAGAGACCCAGGUUCCUGUCCUGAUGGUCUCUAAUUCACGCUAGAUUGCGGGCAGCCGCCUCUCCUCUCUGAGCCCUGCUCCCUCACCUUAGACUGUCUCUAGGACCGUGCACCUGUGUACGCGCCAUCUGCCUGAGGACCCGCCGCUGCAGUGGCUGCGUCCAGGCUCAGCAUGGGGGGUCGCGGACCCAGGGGGGCCUUCGGCGGUAAGCCUUUGCUGCUGAAGACCUUGAUGUUGCCCCAAGCCCUGUGUUUUAUAUUGGCUUCGCCAUAGACUCUCCACAGACCUCUCCAUAAUCCUUGCUGUCCCAAGGGUGGUCUUGUGACCAGGACAGGUGCUGACCAUUGGCGCAUGUCCCCGACCCUCUGUGCAACUUGGGCAGAGCAUUGAGAUUCAUAGUCCUGUUUCCCAGGGUAGAAACCCUUCCCACCCAGGCUUGCAUUCUGAAACUGCGGGCUUCCUUAGCGCUGCGCUUUCUGGGUAGCCGGGCCUGUAUGCCUGGCAUCUGAAUGAGAGCUCUCUUUGUCACUGUGUGAGUUGGGGGUCCCUUUCGCCAGCUCCAGGGGAACAAUGCAUGUGUUCUUGUUGCUGUGUGCCAGGCAGGCAGAUGUCUGAGAUGUGAGAGGCUUUUCUUUGCCCAUGGCAUCGAUUCGUAGCACUCAUGGAAAGACCCGCAAAACGUCCUGUGGAGUCCAGAGAACUCGGGGCUCUGUCCUCCAGGCAGGACCGGAGAGUUAUUAAGACGUAUUUCACCACGGCCCCACGCCAUCGCCCGGGAUUGCUCUCUGUGCCCGGAAGGCCCUACUUUGCCUGGGCGAGUAUCCCCCGCUAGUCCAACAACAGGGCGGCACUGGGAUUUUAAAUCUCCUGCCGUGGAAGUUUGAGGCGAAGCCACGGCAAAACCGGAGAAUCCCUCCGUGUGGCCUGCGCGCUCCUUGUUAGGUCAGUCCCCCAACCCCCCCCCCCCCCCCCCCGACAGCACGCGUGGUUCGCGACGGGGCCGGAGCCUCGGCCGCUGAUGCCUCUCUCCCUUCCCGGCCUCACUCUGUCAUUCAGACCCACUCGGGACUGCUUGGAUGCUUCGCGAAGCCAUGAAAAGUGGCCUGUCUGUGGCGUUUAGAGGCCCAGCCAUUGAGGAAAAGGGUUUCUUCUCCCUCCGUUAUCUAAGCAGAAGGAAGGACCCCCUUCUUCAUAAAUUGGGAUUGCUUUUGCCAAAUUGCAUUGGAGGCUGAGGGGAGGGGCCCCGGCCCCUGCUGGCAGUGGGACCUGGACCGCUCUCCGAAACUUAAGCGGCUUCCUUGGGCCAGCCUCUCUGUCACCCCCGGAUGCUGUGGCCUGGGCGUCCUCCCCAGUGGCCCCUUGAAACAGGCUGCAGAGCCCAGCUCCCUGGCCAUUCCCAGCUCCCGGGCAGUGGACCACUGCCCCUUCUGGGAGAGUCACCCCCCUCCCCAGCCCACCCCGAACGGCUUUUCCCGGCACGUAUGUGGGGAAAGCGGCUGCAUGUGUCCAGGAACAAGCGGGAGUCCAUUUCUAACCAGCGGGUUGACUUUUACCUUGACUCCGGCCAAUUAGUAAUGAAAGCUAUAACCUACCUUCUCCCCCUUCCAGUCCCCACUAGCCAACAAAUCUCUUGCCAUAAGUUGGGGACUGUCCCCGUACCACAGAAAUACCCUUCAUCUCAGUGGGCAUCCUCCUUCUAGAACACUCCCGCUGAGGAGCCCAGUCACUGAGGGGACUACUUGCCGCCCCCACCCCCCGUCCCCGCGCCAGCCUCUUCUCUCCCAGACUGUUCCCAGGGACUUGGUCCCUCGCGGGCGUAGGACUUUGGUUUUGUCUGGCUUUUGUUUUGGCCUCUUCAGUUUUCCUAAAGCACAAGUCCGUGUAGAAUCCUGUCACCUCUCCACGCCAGUUCCAGGCGAUCUGGGUCUCCCCCCACUGCCUCAGGAAGACCUCCACUGUACCUGAGCUUCUGACUUCGGCCACUGCCGCUGCCUUAGCAACACCAGGGGCGGGGGGAGGGGGGCCGGGGCCAUCUCUCCUUUUUCCGGUUGGACUCGGUCAACCGUGUUCUUCUGUUGGCAGAUCUGCUUCCGGACUGAUUUUUGAGAAGCAUCACUUUCACAUUCCUGAUUUGUGUCUGUUUCGUUCUUAUUUCGUUUCGUUUGAUUUUCUGAAACAUAAAGUGCUGCCCUGAAAAUCAUGUGUUUUUGAGUUUGUGUUCUGACCGCCUCCGUGCUGCUGGAUUUUGGGAGGGGGGUGGGAAAUACAGGAUCUUCCAGCACAGAGGUGUUUAAGAUUUGCAACUAGCAAUGCAAUUUUUUCUAAAUAUGAGGAUAUUUACCUUUAUUAAGAAAUUAUACUAAACAAUGGUGUCCUUGAUUAUUUUAUGUUCUCAUAUUCCUUUGGGCUCUAUUUUGAUUCUGUGUGGUGGUAAACGAAGAUCAUUACAAACAAAAACUGUAAUUUUGUUAUCUUUGAUUCAAUGGAAUUUCUUUACUUAAAAAAAUAAAAGGCUAAAAAUGUA
Molecule: messenger RNA, 7350 nt
Organism: Suricata suricatta (meerkat)
Lineage: Eukaryota; Metazoa; Chordata; Mammalia; Carnivora; Herpestidae
Gene: ABHD2
Product: abhydrolase domain containing 2
Exons: 13
Coding region: 329-1726 (465 amino acids)
Biological process (GO): sperm capacitation; steroid hormone receptor signaling pathway; medium-chain fatty acid catabolic process
Cellular component (GO): sperm plasma membrane; sperm flagellum
Molecular function (GO): monoacylglycerol lipase activity; acetylesterase activity
Source: RefSeq, a predicted model, not a curated record